CUGUCAAUCUACCAACACCACGUGCGAAAUAGAAGAAGAAAAGAGAGGAGAGGAGAGGAGAGGAGAGAAAGAGGAGCCCGUCGAAGAAGAAUACCACUGAGAUCGACCACCGACCUGGGUGACCACCGACGACCAGCAAAAAACUCUGCCGAAGUGACUGUGUUGUUCGGCAUUUCUUCUUCUGAGGCCUCUGUUUCUUCUUCUUCAUUCUGUUUCUUGUCCAAGGGUACAAUGGACAUUGAUUCAAACCAUCCUACAUUGAGUGGGGGUGAGGAAGUUGAGGAAGCAGAGAACAAUCCUUCAUUAAAUGAGAGUGACGAAAUUGAAGAACCUAAGAAGGGGAUGUGGUUUACCUCAAAGCAAGAAGUUCACGAGUUUUAUGCAAAAUAUGCUAAAAACCUUGGAUUUGCUAUAGCUUACAGAACACAGAAUGUUAGAUCGGAUGGAAAGGUGAAAUACUUUGGAAUUGAAUGUACUCGGGCGCAGAAGAGGACAAAAAGAUCAGAAGUAAACCCCCUGAAACCAUCUUUGUCAUCAAAAAUUGAUUGUAAAGCUAGGAUAAGAGCGAUUUUACAACCAGAUGGAAGAUAUAAGUUAACUACAGUUGUGCUUGACCAUACGCAUGAUUUAAUUCCUAGCGACUCACGCCAUUUUCCAAUGAAUAAGAGGAUUCGUACUCCUGUGAAGAGAAGAUUAGAAAUAAAUGAUGAAGCAGGAAUAGGGGUAUCUAGGAAUUUUCAUUCUAUAGUUGUUGAAGCGGGGGGAUAUGAGGCAUUAACAUUUGAUGAACGAGAUGUAAGGAACCACAUUGAAAAUGCUAGAAGAUUGAGGCUUGGGGUAGGAGACGCCGAAUCAGUUGCAUUUUAUUUUCAUAGGAUGCAACAAGAAAAUUCAAACUUCUACUCUGCAAUUGACUUUGAUGUAGAUGGUCGCAUUCGAAACUUGUUUUGGGCGGAUGCAAGGAGUAGGGCGGCUUAUAAAGCAUUUGGGGAUGUUGUCUCAUUUGACGCGACCUAUCUUACAAACAAGUAUGAUAUGCCGUUUGCUCCGUUUGUAGGAGUUAAUCACCAUGGACAGUCAAUCUUGUUUGGUUGUGGGCUAUUAUCUAAUGAGAACACGGACACUUUUGUUUGGCUAUUCAAAGAAUGGUUGAAUUGUAUGUCAGCCACUCCUCCAAAUGCUAUUAUAACUGACCAGUGCAGAGCUAUGCAAAAUGCCAUACAGAUUGUCUUCCCAGAGGCUCGACAUCGUUGGUGUUUAUGGCAUGUAAUGAAGAAAAUUCCCGAGAAAUUGAGAGGAUAUUCCCAAUAUGAAGCCAUUAAAUUCGCUUUACAAAGUGCAGUCUAUGAUUCUUUCAGAAAAGAUGAAUUUGAUGAGGAAUGACAAACGAUGAUUGAAAAGUUUAGCCUCCAUGACAACGAGU
Messenger RNA from Camellia sinensis, 1423 nucleotides. Lineage: Eukaryota; Viridiplantae; Streptophyta; Magnoliopsida; Ericales; Theaceae. The record is from RefSeq and is a predicted model, not a curated record.